AUUAGGUACAUGAAGCCAGACUUUGAGAGGUGGGGGACAAGUAUUGUUGGUGGCAAGUAUUUGCACAUGCGUUGUGUUGCUCACAUCCUAAACUUAAUUGUGAAUGAGGGAUUAGAUGAGAUUGGCAUGUCCGUGAGACGAGUAAGAGAAGCCGUCAAAUGGAUAAAGGCAUCACCAUCUAGAGCGGAUAAGUUUAGAGGUUAUGUGGAGGCCUUGAAGAUUGCUUGCAGCAAGUCUUUGACUUUGGAUGUGCCGACGAGAUGGAACUCUACAUAUUUGAUGCUCGAGUCUGCUGUGCCAUAUGUUGAGGUCUUCAAUCUACAUGUGAAUGUAGUUAAGGAAUUUGUACAUGAUUUGAAUCAAAAGAAGUACAAAGACAUGACAAUUGGAGUUCCUGACAGCAAUGAUUGGGCUAAAGUGAGGAUGAUUUGUGAUUAUUUGGGCAGAUUUUAUGAUUUGACACUUCUCGUCUCAGGUACCACAUAUGUCUCUGCCCAUUUGUUUUUCAAGGAAAUGUGCUCUAUCUUUGAGUUCAUUACUCAGUUACAGAGGGACACCGAUACUGAGAUUAGGGCCAUGGCCAAUGAGAUGAAGGACAAGCUUGGAAAGUAUUGGUUGGAAACUGAUGAGAUGAACCCAAGAAUGAACAAGUUGUUCCACAUUGCUGCAUUGUUGGAUCCGAGACAGAAGAUAACACAUGUGGAAAAGUGCUUGAAGAAAGUUUAUGCUCCGCAACGAGCAAUUGAAUUGUUGGGGGAGGUGCGCAACUCAUUGAAUGAGUUGUUUGAGUAUUACAAGAAACAACUUGCUUCAACUGAUGAAGCACUUGCGAAUGCACCUACUUCGGUUCAAAUUGAACCUCGAGUUAGUAGUGCUCGAAGUCAUGUUGAUGUUAUUUCUGAUGAUAGUGAAGAUGAAGAUUCAGGCGAUAUGUAAGAGAUUACUGUGUACUUUGCU
Salvia miltiorrhiza (redroot sage) is the source of this 957-nucleotide messenger RNA. Its product is annotated as zinc finger BED domain-containing protein RICESLEEPER 2-like. The record is from RefSeq and is a predicted model, not a curated record. Bases 10 to 936 code for a protein of 308 amino acids. NCBI's taxonomy places the organism in Eukaryota, Viridiplantae, Streptophyta, Magnoliopsida, Lamiales, Lamiaceae. Gene Ontology annotation, molecular function: DNA binding. The transcript has 2 exons.